This is a messenger RNA of Drosophila kikkawai, 1062 nucleotides long. NCBI's taxonomy places the organism in Eukaryota, Metazoa, Arthropoda, Insecta, Diptera, Drosophilidae. The record is from RefSeq and is a predicted model, not a curated record.
AUGAACGACAUCCCAUCAUCCUCCCAUACGACUGCCACCUGUCUCGACUCAUCGUGCAAGGUAUGCGUCAUCCAAAAAAGGAAGUUGCAAACGCAACUCAUGGGAGACUUGCCAAAGGAACGGACCACCUUCUCGCGUCCUUUCACAUAUACCGGCAUGGACUACGCCGGUCCCUUCGACAUCAAAAAUUAUACGGGACGAGCCUGUCUUAUCACUAAGGGGUAUGUGUUGGUGUUCGUUUGCUUCUCGACUAAGGCCAUCCACUUAGAGCCUACGUCCGACCUUACUACCGAAAAGUUUCUCGCAGCGUUCGCCCGCUUCGUGGCUCGAAGAGGAUGCCCCCGUCAAGUGCAGUCGGAUAACGGGAAGACUUUCGUGGGGGCGGCUGCCCAACUCUCCCGAGACUUUCUCCACGCUCUCAAAGAGGCUGUGACGGGGGCCUACAGUCACCAGCAGCUGCUCUGGCAGUUCAUUCCUCCGGGAGCACCCCACAUGGGAGGCUUGUGGGAGGCAGGCGUAAAGAGCUUCAAAACCUUGUUUUACAAGUCCACGGCCACGCGAAAAUACACGUUUGAAGAGCUUGCCACACUUCUGGCUAGAAUCGAAGCUUGCCUGAAUUCGCGUCCGCUCGCGCCAAUGUCCGAAGACCCCGCGGACCUGUUGGCACUGACUCCGGGGCACUUUCUUGUUGGGGGGCCCCUCCUCGCCGUGGUUGAACCCGAAAUAAAGGGGGACACCACGUCCAUCAUAAACCGCUGGCAACACCUGAAGGCUCUUAACCAACAAUUUCGUCUACGAUGGAAGGAGGAGUACCUGAAGGAACUCCAUAAGCGGAAUAAGUGGCGAGCCCCGGCAAGGGAUCUUCAGGUCGGGGACAUGGUGGUUGUCAAGGAGGACAACCUUCCUUCCAAUGAAUGGCGUUUAGGCAGGAUUGAUGCGGUCUUUCCCGGAGCCGAUGGCCAUGUCCGUGUGGUCGACAUCCGCACGGCGCGGGGAGUCAUGAAGCGUCCCAUAGCGAAGCUCGUCCUUCUUCCGACGGAAGCCUCCGCCGGUCCCCAAUAG